UUCAGGUAUUUCUGUUUGUAGACUUUCACCUCUGAGAAGGAAGGAAGAAUAUGACUGCUGAAACACUUAACUUUGGCCCAGAAUGGCUCCGUGCACUUUCCAGUGGAGGCAGUGUGUCUUCCCCUCCUGCCUCUCCUGCUAUGCCAAAGUACAAGUUGGCCGAGUACCGUUAUGGCCGAGAGGAGAUGCUAGCACUUUAUGUCAAAGACAACAAGGUCCCUGAAGAAAUGCAGGAUAAAGAGUUUGCUGCUAUUCUGCAGGAUGAGCCUCAACAGCCACUGGCACUGUUGCCUUUCACUGAAGAGGAGCAGAGGAACUCCAUGUCUGUCAACAGUGUGGCUGUGCUGAGGCUUAUGGGUAAGGGGGGCGGGGCCGUCCCUGCUGGAGUGAACCGAGGCAGAGGCAGUGUGAGAGGCGGUCGAGGUCGAGGAAGAGGAGAGGGCGGUUUCUACCAAAGAAGCAGUGAGGAAGGAGAGGGCGGUUUUGGUCGUAGCGUUCGAGAGAUCCAUCGCAGUCAGAGCUGGGAUGACAGAAGUGAGAGACGUUUUGAGAAACCUCUGCGGAGGGAAGGUGUACGUCUUGGUUUUGAGGAGGGGGGUCCGGGUGGCAGAAAGGAGUUAAUGCGCUCUGAUAGUGACAACUGGCGCACACUGAGAGAGGAGCAGGAGGAGGAGGACACAGGAGAGGCUGGAGGCAGCUGGAGACUCACGGGCUCACGAAGAGAUGAUGGUGGUCCUCGCUCUGCCGGUUGGCGCGAACACUCUGGUCCGGGUGAAGUUCGCCGCAGGAAGUUUGACUUCGACUUCCGGGAUGGAGGAAACGAGGGAGGCAGACGGAAAGCAGGCAGCGAAGGAGCAGAGGAGGAGAGAGAUGGUCUGCCAGAGUGGUGCACAGAUGAGGAAGAUGGAGAAAUGGGAACUUUUGAUUCUUCUGGAGCGUUUAUGCCUAUUAGGAAGGGCCCGAAAGACCCCAUUCCAGAAGAGGAGUUUGAGUUCCAGGGGUUGGAGGAUGAGGAAGAGGACGGUGAUAAUCAAGAGAAGAAGAAUGGCGCUGGUGCUGAAAAAAGCGAGAAAGAUGUCAUUGACUCUGCUCCAGUGUCUGAAACGGAAGUGAAACCGAUUUCUCCUUCCCCUCCUUCUCCUCUCCCUCAGUCUCUUCCUGCUCUGGUCCCUGAGGCUGUGCCCUCUGCUGCCCCCUCUGGCCUGGAGGAGCCUCAGCCUGCCCCCUCCAUUCCCAACAAACUACCAAGUGAAGUGUUAUCAGAGGCUAUGUUAGAUUUGAGCCCCAGUGCCUCCUCCAGUCUGCCUUCAUCGCCUCCCUCUUCAUCCUCUGCUGCUACUGACUUCCCACCACCGGGGGGUGAUAUUGAGGAUGAUGAGGGCAUGAAGCACCUGCAACAGGAGGCAGAGAAGAUGGUGGCAGCGCUCCAGGACACAUCUCUAGAGGAAGAGUGUUUCACCCAGACUCUUCAGGAGAGCAGAAACACAGCCUCUGCUCUUCCUCUCUCCCAUGACUCUGCCAUGAAAUGGUUUUACAAAGACCCGCAAGGAGAGAUUCAGGGUCCUUUCAGUACAGUGGAGAUGUGUGAAUGGUUUCAGGCGGGGUAUUUCGCCAUGAACCUGCUUGUUAAACGUGGUUGUGAUGAGGGAUUUCAGCCGCUGGGAGAAGUCAUUAAGAUGUGGGGGCGUGUGCCUUUCGCCCCUGGCCCCUCCCCUCCGCCCCUCCUGGUGAGGAAGCAAGCUGACCAUCGCCCUCACCCACCCCGGGGGGCAAUCGGUAAUAUGGAUCAGGAGCGGCUGAAGAAGCAGCAGGAAUUAGCUGCUGCCAAGGCUCUUUACCAGCAACUCCAGCAACAGCAGCUGUUCCAACUCAUCAACAGGUGUGAAGAGCAGGGUAUGAUGCCUUCGUUAAACAGGUCGAUGUCAGUGCCAGAUACAGGGUCCAUGUGGGACAUGCAUACCUCAGCCUCACAGCCAGCAGGCAGUGAGGCCAGUCUAUGGGACUUAAUGAAUUCUUCAACUCAGGGUCCAAUUCUAGAACAGCUUCAGAAGCUACAUGAGAGUUUUUUAAUGCGUUUGCAGCAGGAUUUGCUGAUGAAGUUGCUCCAGCAGGCUCCACGCCAGGGUUCCUCAGGGUCCGGGUCGAGCUGGAGCGGAGGACCCAUCCCUGGGCUGGGAAAGCAGACCAAGCCCCUCAACCUCCUGGAUGUCCAGCAGGAGGCUGAAAGAAUGCACAAACAACAGCACAGAGUCCAACAGCAGCAGAGGUGGGGUGAUGCCUCUUCGUUGUGGGGAGCGGCUGGAUCUUUGGAUGGAAAGGUGGGUGGUGGCAGCCCCUCUGGAGGAGGGAUGGGAGUCUGGGAUGAGGCUCUCAAGAACCAGAGCACACUUCGCAACAACAUGGGGCUGAAGAACAGCCGCAGCAGUCCCUCACUGAGUGAGCAGUACAUGAUGAGAGGCCGUAAACACACUGAGGAGGAGGAGCGGCUGUUGAAGCUCCUGCAGGGGAUGAAGUCUCAGGAUGGCUUCACCACCUGGUGUGAACAGAUGCUGCAUGCGCUCAAUUCCUCCGCCAAUAACUCCUCCUCUUCCCAGGAUGUGCCUACCAUUGUGGCGUACCUGAAGGAGGUGGAGUCCCCGUAUGAGGUGUUGAACUUUAUCUGCUCCUACCUGGGCGACACUGUCGAAGCCAAAGAGUUCGCCAGACAGUUCCUGGAGCGCCGUGCCAAACAGAAAGCUAACCACCAGAGACAGCAGCAGCAGCUCUCCAAAGAGAUGGCUGGACUUAGCAUGAACAACUUCCCUCUGCAGGAUACUGUACGAGGAAUGAACCCCAGUGCCCUGCAGACAAUGUUCCAGGCAGUGCAUUCUGGGAAGGGGGGUGUGGUCUAUGAUCAGGCAGCAAAGCUGAAGAAGAAACCGCCCAUGAUGCUGCACUCUGACCCAAGCAUCUUAGGGUACUCAUUCCAUGGUGGCCCUGAUCGGUAUGGUCUAAACGAGAUGGAGAUGGUGGAGGAUUACUGAAUCCACAGCAAUAGCUACACGAGGCCUUUAAACCCGCGGGUCCACCUAAUCAGACUCCGCAAGUCGAAUGUGCACUGCUUUGAGGGAGAGGGGUUUGGGGAUAAGCCAGGAGUAAGGUAUCGGUUUAGGGAUGGGUGGGUUUUGCUCUGGGAAUAGAAGAAUGUAAUUCAACAGGGAAGGGAACAGGUGUGAAUUUAUUUUUGUGUGUGUGUUUUCGGGGGAUGGGGGGGUGAUAAAGUUCUGGCACUUACAGCAUUAAGCACCUUACACUCAGACUAAUGCACUUUAUUAAGAUAGAGGUUUUUUUCCUUUUCGAGAAGAUUUACUUGUAUAUUUAUGUGGUAUGCUUCAGAAAUGUUACCACAUAUAUAUACAUAUACUGUGUGUGUGUGUGUGUUGAAACAGAACUGGAGUUUGUGCUGGGAGGAAAUGGUGACGAUUGGGGGACCAUUGCGUGUUUCAGUUCAGACAUUAUCAGAAAAACAAAUCCUCUCUUUAAAGACAAACACUGUUGUUUUUUAUAUACAUAUAUAUAAAGUUUCUAUUAAAAAACGUAAAGCUAUUAUAAAAAAAUCUUUGAUUAUAAAACUUGAAGAUUUGCACUCACAUAAAAUGCAAGUUAAAAAGAUUUUUAAAAAAUGCGUUAGAUAUAAUAGAGAUGAAUAUUUUUGUGAUUGUGUGCCUGUGUGUGUAUGUCUAUACACGCAUGUUUGUUCGAGAUGAAAAUGAGAGUGUGCGCGCGUGAGCGUUUAAAGCAUACCAGUCUGCACAAUGUAUUUUUUUUAAAUCGCUUACUUAGACGUAUGAUCAAAAGAGGCCAUUUCGUCAUUCAGAGUGAUUUUUCUUUUCUUUUUUUUAUGAACCGAAUGCGUGAAUGUGAAUGCUUGUGUGCAAGAGGAACUGUGUGUAUUACUCCUCUUGUAAAUGUGCAGUAUGUGAGCGAACGAAUGAAUGAAGGAAAGAAAGAAA
Sinocyclocheilus grahami is the source of this 3992-nucleotide messenger RNA. RefSeq names its product PERQ amino acid-rich with GYF domain-containing protein 1-like. Gene Ontology annotation, cellular component: cytosol. Lineage: Eukaryota; Metazoa; Chordata; Actinopteri; Cypriniformes; Cyprinidae. Bases 51 to 3023 code for a protein of 990 amino acids. The record is from RefSeq and is a predicted model, not a curated record. The transcript has 23 exons. Gene Ontology annotation, molecular function: protein binding. Gene Ontology annotation, biological process: insulin-like growth factor receptor signaling pathway.